Molecule: messenger RNA, 5231 nt
Organism: Synchiropus splendidus (mandarinfish)
Lineage: Eukaryota; Metazoa; Chordata; Actinopteri; Syngnathiformes; Callionymidae
Gene: cnot4b
Product: CCR4-NOT transcription complex, subunit 4b
Exons: 13
Coding region: 289-2568 (759 amino acids)
Biological process (GO): protein ubiquitination
Cellular component (GO): CCR4-NOT complex
Molecular function (GO): RNA binding; metal ion binding; ubiquitin-protein transferase activity
Source: RefSeq, a predicted model, not a curated record
CACUGCUUGCGCAGCCGUAGACUCGUCGGGACUGGUCGGCGAGUUGCCCCUGUCCUCACUACUUGUAAGAUAGUGGUUUAUGACUUUCGUAGUUUGACAAGCGAACAAAGUGACUUAGAAAGAGGUCGGGUGUUCAAGCCGAGUUCGAUAGAGGAUUGUCGUUGGAGCGGGAAUUAGUUUUCCCGGGUGACUUCUACCUCAACAUCCUGGACCGGAGUCCUCCCAGGGUUGCUGCUAUUGAUUCUGAUCUGUGAAAGCAGUUCCACUUCAGACUGGUGGAGUCAUAGAAUGUCCAGACGCUCCGAGUUGAAGGAUGACCCGGUGGACUGCCCGCUGUGUUUGGAGCAGCUCGAGAUCGAUGACGUCCACUUCUUUCCAUGCACCUGUGGGUACCAGAUUUGCCGCUUUUGCUGGCAUAGAAUUAGGACGGACGAGAAUGGUCUUUGUCCCGCCUGCAGAAAGCCAUAUCCAGAAGACCCUGCCGUUUAUAAGCCACUUUCUCAGGCUGAGCUGCAGAAAAUCAAGACAGAGAAGAAACAGAAGCAAAACGAAAAGAAGCAAAAAAUCACAGAGAGCCGAAAACACCUCGCCAGUGUCCGGGUGGUCCAGAAGAACCUGGUGUUUGUAGUUGGGCUGUCUCACAGGCUGGCCGAUCCUGAGGUUUUAAAGAAGCCAGAUUAUUUUGGGAAAUUCGGAAAGAUUCACAAAGUGGUCAUCAACAACAGCACAUCAUAUGCGGGUUCACAGGGACCCAGUGCUAGUGCCUAUGUCACCUUUAUACGGUGCGAUGAUGCUCUCAGGGCGAUCCAAUGUGUCAACAAUCUGAUGAUAGACGGCAGAAUACUCAAGGCGUCUUUAGGAACAACCAAAUACUGCAGUUACUUUCUCAAGAGCAUGCAGUGUCCCAAACCUGACUGCAUGUAUCUCCAUGAACUUGGGGAUGAAGCUGCUAGUUUUACAAAAGAGGAGAUGCAGGCUGCAAAGCAUCAAGAGUAUGAACAGAAACUAUUUCAAGACCUAAACAAACGGAAUCUGGCCGUAGUGCAGACCGUAGCUGUGACUACAGGAGACAAACCAAAGGGCAAAGCCACUUCAUUACAGAGCUCCAGCAAAGAAGACUCUGAGCCUCCAGAGGAUUUGUCUGAUGGGAGGUUAUCAGACUACAGUCCGCCACUGGACUUGUGUGAGACUGAACACUUGACUCCAGAGGAGCCUGCACAUCAACCCAACCAUGGCCUUGACACAGAGCUCUCCCCGUUUUUGACAAACUGUGACAUUGCAAGCCCUACUGACAAACUACCUGAUGUGAACGGUGUAGCUGAAACGCCACAGACGUUACCACGCUCACCGUCGCCUCCUCCUGGCUUCAGUAAGACAAGCCAUGUAGUUCCCAUCAGACUCUCAGGCCACACAGCUUUAUCAAUAUUUGAGGCAGCCACGUCCGAGUCCCAGUCGCUGUUUUCGGACAACAGCAACUUCAGACAUCCAAACCCAGUGCCAAUUGGACAGAGUGGACUGAACACGACCACUGACUGGCCCACAGCUCCUGAACCACAUAGCCUUUUCUCCUCAGAUACCAUCCCAGUGUCCUCAUCAACCGACUGGCAAGCAGCAUUUGGGUUCGGCUCAUCCUAUCAGAAACAGCAGCAGCAGCAGGAUGAUGACCUUGGCUUUGACCCCUUUGACAUCACCCGGAAGGCUUUGGCUGACCUCAUAGAGACAGAGCUGGCUGUCGAGAAUGGCGUUGCUUCCUCGUCUCUCACUAAUGGCUGUCAUAAUCAUUUGCCAAGCUUCUUUAACAACAAACCCACUAACCAAUCUGCAGUCAACGCAGGCCCAUCUCAAAACCUACAUUGCGGACUCUACAACUCCUUCAGCUUUCCUUUAUCUUCCAUAAACUCAGCAUCCCUUUCGCACCAGUCUUGGAUGAACUCUACCGCGGUGUCGUCACACGCUGUGCACUUACACGAUGCUAUCAGUCCAUCUGUCGCCACUGGACACAGCAACUUUUUGGACUUGAAUGUUUCUUCAGGGAACCACAUCGGCGGGCCAGGAAGGAGACCAGUCACAGAAAACAGCGGCUCUGUGGAGAGCUUGAACAUGAAGGAGUGGCAGGACGGCCUGCGAGCACUUCUGCCAAACAUAAAUAUCAACUUUGGAGGCGUGCCCAGCUCCUCUUCAUCAUCCUCGUCCUCAUCCUCUUCCAGCAUCAACCACACGGGAACACCGGCGGCGUCCAGAAGUGUUUCUCACAGACACUCGUGGGACAGCUCAUCCAGCUGGAUGGACCCUGCCAUCAUCACAGGAGUGCCGGCCUCCAAUCGCGACUCGCUACAGGACGACAAUCCUCCACACUGGCUCAAAUCCCUACAGACGCUCACAGAGAUGGAGAGCCCCGCCUCACACAGCGGCCCCCCGGUGAGCCGGCCACCCCCCCACAUAGCCAGUUGGGUGCACUACCCGAGUCCCAUCAGCCAGUUUCACUCCCCGCCGCCCGGGUUCCAAACGCUCUUCCCGACACAGAGCCAGACGGAUCGGCUACAGAGCGCUGCUGUGGAGCAUCACUGAAGUUGACGGGAAUUAUUCAACAAUUUGGCAUUUUGUUUCUCUUUUCGUCCAAAAUGUUCUGAGCUUGUGUCUGGCUUUGAUUUGUAGUCUGCUACCCCAGCCACACGCCACUCACUGCCUGACCUCCACAUGAACCCCAACAUUGCCUCGUGUUGUUUGAAUGAAUUCCGAAGGUUUUUACUUUCUUCUCUUUUCUUCGCAGCAAAUAUGCUUUUUAUUGCACCACACCAGGACACACCUGCUCAACAGCACGCCAUUAUUUAAGAGUGAAAAUCAGCAGUCAAAAUACUCUUUUAAAAAAUGAAAUUUAUAAUGAAAAAUGUAGAAAACUAAUAAGGCAUCACCCCGUGUUUUGGUGAAAUAAAAGUGGAUAUAGUACACUAGUCUUAGUGAUCAUUUUUGCAGCUAGUUUUAUGCAGAGAACUGGAAAUCUAACCAAUGAAUGCUAAGAAAUAAAAGUAAAUAAAUAAAAGCCUAAGGUGUAAAGGCCAUCAAUAAUCCAACCAACGCUGGCUAGGUUGCACAUAAGUAGAAAAUCAUAUCAUGAAAAUCUGCGCGCAAACAAUUUCCCCAUAGCAUCCAGAGUGUUUUGCAGGAGAAUUGAGUUGAAAUGAACUCUGGAUCUGGUAACUCUCUAAUAACUGAAAGGUCUUGAAUAGAGUGGUGACCUCUAGAGUCUAGUGAUGGCAACAAUCACAUCUCUGACCAUCGGCCGCAGCUAGCAGUUCUGCUCAAUGGCACUUUGGCUAGGUUCAGCAUCUCAGCACUUUAGCUACGUUUGCACUUUAAAUACAACUGCACUUCAGCUGAGGCUACUACGGACGGUUGUGUUAGGGGGCAGGCUAUUUGUUGGAUUAGAUUCACUGCUCACUUUGUUAUAGAAAUGAAGAAUAGAUUCAAAAGUCUUUUUUUCACCGCAGCUUUCUUUUAGAUACUUGGAAACACUGCUAGUGAGGUAACAGCAUAUUGUGAGCGCUGAUAAUGAAAUUACUACAUGGAACUGCGCAGCUGUUGUGGAACAGAUUUCCCAUUACACUUGUUUAUCCAUGGGUGGCUUUUUAUGAAAGUUUUCAGGAUAACUUGGUUAAUCAAAACACCAUUUCCCCAUAAUAAACAUCCUCUGGUUUUAUUCUUCUUCUAUCACAAGUUGGGUUGGGUGCACUCAAAAAUGUUUUAUCUAUCAUUCUGUUCAGCAUUAAUAAAGUUGGAAAUAAUUAAUGUUACUUGUUUUGAAAAUUGUGCUUGCAAACUAUAGCAAAGAUUAUCUGCAAGUGUUUUUCACAUAUUGUUCGUCAAUACGCACUUGUUUGUCUCUUUGCUCUGCUAUAAUCAGUCUAGGCUGUCAGCUUUCUUUCAUCACGUGUUGGGAGCUGUGUUUCCUUCAGCAUCGACCACACGCCUCGAUCGAAAGAUCGCUGAUACGGUCAGGGAUGGUGCGUUCAGGUGCUGUCAGAAUACUACAUGCCGAUUUUUUUUGUGUGCAUUUUUAUCAAGUCCUAUUUCUCACACUACUUUCUUGUUAUCAAAAGAUGCGUUGAAUAUGGCAAAUAUUCUCCGCUGGAUUUCCUACGAUACCGCAGCACCUGAAUGCAUCAUCCCUGAUCGACUUCUCUGAUGGCUUUGUCUGGCUCCACUUCUGAAUGAGAAUAAGUGGUUGGAUACAUUUCCAGCAAAAGUGAUGAUUGAGAGCAGAGUGGCACUCGGAUGUAGCUUGUGAGGCUUGUUUUCGACUGAUAAGAACCAAUAGUAGUGAAGAAGCGUCUCCUUAAUAGUGACCAGUAUGAGAAGCUGUUAAAUCACCUUCAUCAUUUAAGAGUCUUUUAUUUGCUUGUCAAAUCAGUUGGACUCCUGAAAGUGGCCCAGAUGUCUGAAUUGAUGAUCAUUUAAUUCAUCUACGCUCCAUUUCAGGUUCUCACUGAGCCUAUUGGUUCCAGAAUACUUCAUAAAAUGUCCCUUGAGUCCUUGGUGUUUGUGGCUUAAUUUGACUUGUGGAAUAGUUUUACAUUUGUCAUGAAUGCGCCUCCAGUGGACACAUGUAGACAUGCGCGGGUAUAAGACCGCACCAUUCUUUCACAAUAACGUUUGCAAAAUAUUACAUUCUAUCAACAUGAGAAGUUAACAUGCUUAUCGGGAACCUCUGCAGUAUACGAUCAUAAAUGAAUUUACAUUUUUUCCGUGUCAGAAUAACCUCACUAACUACUCUAGUUAAUGCAGUAUGUGAUAGAAUUAAGGAAUGUUAAAAAAAAAACCACAUUACUUGUUCUUAACAGUGUUUUAUUAGAGGGUUUAAUAGGCAAAUCACCAAGUUGUACGAUUUUCUUAUUCAAAGGAAAGUUUAAACUCUCAAAUUGUAGUAAAAUAAUGCAGUUGUUACUUUUAAUUUUGGCCUAGUUAUGUUUUUGCGUCCUUCAACUGAUACUCUGGCGUCUCAUUUGGUCAGGCUGUGUGUGCUGGGAUAGCAACUUCAACACUUGUCUUAUCAUUUUAAUCUUCCUGGGUUGUGUUUUGGUUCUGACUCGCCUUGGCAAAAACGCUGGCUAACAUCACUUGGUAAAUCUUGAAUGUCUUAAUUUGAAAAGAGCGCACCUCAAAAUCUGCAACUAAAAUUCAAAUAAAAGAUUCAAUGUGAGAAAAUAGUGUCAUUUUCUUUUUUGUUUCUUUAU